This is a messenger RNA of Lingula anatina, 690 nucleotides long. RefSeq lists its product as uncharacterized. NCBI's taxonomy places the organism in Eukaryota, Metazoa, Brachiopoda, Lingulata, Lingulida, Lingulidae. The record is from RefSeq and is a predicted model, not a curated record.
CCCAGACAAAUAGAAAAGUGUGCCUAAGAGAUCCCUACCGUAGAUAGCAACAGCACUGCAAGCAGAAGACGUCAAGAUGUGCAAGGUUUUGAUUGUUUUGGCCAUCUCAUUGGCGAUAGCUUGUGCCAGCGAUUCACCAGGAUACGGCAAACGACGCUGUGCCCAAGGAAACAGCGGCAUAGGGAACAUCGGCUGCAGAAACAGCGGCAACUAUAACGUUGGCUACGGAAACAGCGGCGUUGCCAACCGCGGCAGCGACAACAGCGGCGUCGUUAACCGUGGCAACACCAACAGCGGCGUUGGUAACUACGGAGCUCGAAACAGCGGCGUGGGAAAUCGUGGGUAUGGCAACAGCGGCGUCGGUAACUAUGGUUACGGGUACAGCGGCGUGGGAAACAGCUAUCACCAACGUAAUGCUGGUUAUGGAAAUGGUCAAUACAGCAGUGGGUAUGGUAAUAACAAUGGGUAUGGACGAAGGUACGGAAGUUCUGGAUACGGUAAUCGCAACAGUGGGUACGCCAACCGUGGUGCCUACAACAGUGGGUACGGCAACCGUGGUGCCUACAACAGCGGAAUAAACAACAAGGGAUAUUUCAACAGUGGCGUCGGCAACUAUGGCGUUUACAACAGCGGAGUAAACAAUGGAGCAGGCAGAAGCUAUCACUAAGCAUGACGUAGAAGACACAUUGG